AUGAGUGAGCUUCUAGUUUCUGGAGAGAGGGUUUUCUGUCGCGCGGGUUCUUCUUUGCGCCUCUCUCUCUACCCUCGCUCUCUCUCCCCGACGAACUCCCUCUCUCUCUCUCUCUGCCCUCGCUUUUUCCGACCGGCGAACCACCGCGAGCAACCGACGAACCAGGAGGAUACCGGCGAGACGACCGCGAGCAACCGACCGGCGUGCGACCUCCCUCUCUCUCUCUGCCCUCCCUCUUCCCGACCGGCGAACAACCGCGCCGCCCUUCUGCCUCCGCUUCUGGGCCCGACUCGUCCGUCCCUUACUCUUUGUCUCUCCUCGCAUCUCUGUCUGCCCUCCCUCUCUUCUACAGCGAACCACCGCGUGACCGGCGAACCACCGCGCCACCCCCCCUCCGGCUCCAGAUCCGGCACCGGCUUGUCCAGGUUCUUGUGGAACUGUCUAUCACGCUCUGUGGAUGUGGUGGUGAAGGUAUUCUCGAUGCAAGAAUAUUCAGAAGAAUUGAUAAAUUCCUUUAGACAAGAGGCGUCUCUUAUGAAAAGACUUCGGCACCCCAAUGUUUUGCUUUUCAUGGGAGCAGUAACUUCACCUCAGCGCCUCUGCAUAGUCACAGAGUUUCUUCCACGUGGAAGUUUGUUUCGCUUACUGCAGAGGAACACAGCCAAGUUGGAUUGGAGACGUUGUGUUCAUAUGGCUUUGGAUGUGUGAUCCAAAGUGCCGACCGACGUUCCAGGAAAUACUGGAAAGAUUCAAAGAUUUGCAGAGACAGAACGCACUUCAAUUUCAGGCUUCCCGCUCUGCUGGUGGCGACAGCACUCCAAGGGAAACGUGAACCAUCCGGUGCAUCAAGAGGAUUUGUCUAUACAUUACAUUGGUGAACAGUCCAAGCAAACCUGGCUAUUCACCAGGAAGUUGAUGUUGCCAACCAAUCUCGACUCGCUUUGCUGCUUCUGGACCAUGAAAUUUGGCGACCAGAUUUUGGGACCAUUUUGAGAGGAUAGAAUGUUUGUCCUUCGUUUGAGCAAUUCAAUUGCAGGUGGAUCUAGGACGAUUGUAUGUCGCUUUUGUGCAUUUACUGGAAAAGUCACAAAGGAUCUUGUAGAUAUGUUGCAAAGUGUUGUGGAGAUCGGAGGCUGAGCACAUUAGGCAUUGCAAUCCAUUUGUUUGUGAUACAUUUAUAGGGGAACAUUAGAUUCUCAUCAUAAAGCUGUACAAAUCAAAUGAACUUUGACGGCUCUUAGUGGUGAAACAGAGAGAUUUGCAAUGGUAA
Molecule: messenger RNA, 1270 nt
Organism: Eucalyptus grandis
Lineage: Eukaryota; Viridiplantae; Streptophyta; Magnoliopsida; Myrtales; Myrtaceae
Product: LIM domain kinase 1-like
Exons: 7
Coding region: 1-708 (235 amino acids)
Biological process (GO): protein phosphorylation
Molecular function (GO): ATP binding; protein kinase activity
Source: RefSeq, a predicted model, not a curated record